This is a messenger RNA of Rodentolepis nana, 1977 nucleotides long. Lineage: Eukaryota; Metazoa; Platyhelminthes; Cestoda; Cyclophyllidea; Hymenolepididae. The record is from the annotation of a GenBank genome assembly.
AUGCGUCAUCGUAGUGGUGGAGCCUCGGAUGCGGGCGUAUUCAGUGGAUGCGCAUUUGACCUUCAGGAAUCCACCCCACCUCCACCCUCUGGAGGAGCCAUUGCUGCUGGUGGUUCAAUGCAGUCAAGUACUCCAGUGCUUCCCCAUUUCCCCCUCUUCUCACCUCUCACUGGUAGUAGUUUUCCACGUGGGAAUGGAUUCGCCUCUACAGUGAAUACACCUAAAACCCCUACCACGACCACGGGAGGAUCUUCUGUCGCCACUGUUGUACCCUCGAAUCAACAAGGAACCGCCGCCGCUGCCGUUGCUGCUAGAAGCAAGAUUUCUGCUGACGCCACAAAAUUUCCGCGAAUGAGAUUGGAAAGUGGAGGUUCCCUUCUGGAAAACUAUGCUCGAGGAUUCACAACUCCCCCAUCCUCGUCCUCAUUGACUAACCAACCGUCGACAUCGUCUCAACAGCGCACUAGCGGCAGUGUUCGCAGUCUUGGAAAGUGUUCUCCACAGCCUCUGACGCCUUCUUCCGUCUCCAGCAUGCCAGCGGCCUUCAAAAACUUUAUUCCAUGGUGGACACCUGGAUCGGAUGUUGGUGAACGACAACAGCACAAUUUUCAUCAUCCAAACAAUGAGUAUCUCAAUUCACUGGUCACUGAUGAACUACGUACUCAACUUACCGUGAAUACCAAUCCUGAAGAUUCGCAUCAACGGCUUUUUAAAGAUCUAGCCCAGUCGCCCUUGAGUUGUCUUCUGCGCCAAAUGCAAAUCUCGAGUCAAUUGCACUCAGGAGCUCAGAGUUCUGGGGGAACUAAACGUGGAUCGUGGCUUUUUGAUGAUGACCCAUUGGGUGGAGUGACGACAAUGUCACCCUUGACCAGUCCCCGAGGUGUCUCUACACUGUCUGCUGGCCCAAGCACCCUCUCCUCCUCGUCUAUUCCUGCUGCUGCUACUGCUGCUUCUGUCUCGGGCUGCUCAGUGUCCGCACCCGUCUGCAUUCCAAGUAAUGGCGGUGGAAAUCGUGCUGACAGAGAGGCAUUCGAUUAUCCGUGCAGCUGCGAAUGCUGUCGUCGUGGGGGGCAAGUUGGUGGUGGAACCGAGAGCAGAGUUGGAGGUCACGACUCGGCAUUCAAUAGUGGAAGCACGUCAGCCGCAGUUUGUGAAUUCGGAGCUGUGGGAAGCGUUUCGUUGCACUCGAUAACUUCUGAAGGACAUGACAGUGCUCUUGCACUCUCUGAGGCCAAGGAAGAACCGACCACACCUGAUUUGCCGUCUUUACUUCAGGAUAAGUCUGGAGGAUUCGGAUCUCUGCUCCUGGCUAAUGUCUACCAAUCACAAGGCCUUCUUCAAGGGUCCAAUGAAGCGUCGAAAACAACGACUUCAGCCGGUGGAACUACAUCAGGAGCUAUUAGCGAUAUUGAUAAGUCUGGUGCUUUCUCACUCUCCACCACCCAAUCACCCAUUCUCCAUUCCUCGCCCUUCAGUAGUAAUCCUCCUUCUGAUUUACAACGCAUGGCCAUGCUUCAGGAACUUGAAGAGACGAGAUCCAAGCUGGAUGCUUCCCUUCAAGACUUGGAAGCUCUUCGAUGUGAAUAUGCAGAUCAAGCUCAACAGACUCUAGCUCUUCAAAUUGUGGUUCGUCAGGUUGUUAUGAUUCUCUUCAACCAUCUCACUGAGGUUCGACGAAUGCAAGAGAAGGCUCCGCAAACCCCACCAUCUACAAGUAGUCCAUCUUCUACAUCUACCACUGCUGCUUCAAGCAUUCGUGACGGCGCGAGUUUGAAUCUCCUGAAUGACCUUCUGAAGGUGCUCUUGUGUGAUCCAAUAGUGAGAAAUGCGUUGAAUAAUGAAAACGCUAACGUACCGGUUAAUACUACUCAAAUGCCUACAAGUACCACUGGAACAAGACUCAAACGACCCUCAUCACUUAGAAGGAAAUCAUCGUCAAAUGUAACCCCAUUGUUAACUAUUUCUUUGAAUUAUUAG